UUUCUCGGUUCUGCAUCUAUCAAUUUGUCAAUUUCCUCAUCGACAUGAAUAGAGGUUUAGUGAGCAUCAUUAAAACAGCACACUUUAUACAUAACACAACACGGUAUAUUACAGGGUCACAAACAUGCAGAGCUCCAACAAUGCAGAGCAUUCUCUCAGUGGAUCGCCAGCCCCGACGGCGCAGGCCAUUCUGAACAUACUGCAACAAAUCUCCAUUUCUCCGCCUGAUUCUUCCGGAGGAACAGGCAUCUCGAUUCCGAUGACAGGAACUUCGACGGCGAUAGCGUCGACGACAGGAACAACACCGAGGUCAAGCGGCAGGUCGACGUUGCAACAUCUACAUUCGUUCCCCAAGUCAUUGAUUCCGAAGCGGAGAUUGUCCUCGUCGUCGUCCUUCGACGGCAUCUCUGUUGCCGGAACGGGCGACAAGUCCAACAAGAGACAGCUGCUGUACAUGCGGAGCCAGAAACUGCAGGGCGUGCGGUCGCUGGCGUCGCCGCUGUCGAGGUCUCACUUCAUCAGGCGGUUGAACACGUUUUCGGUCUUGAACUGGACGGUAUCCAGCUCGAAGCUGUCGCCGCUCGUGUGUGCUGCACAGGGAUGGAAGUGCCACCCCGUGCGCAAAAACGAGCUCCACUGCACGUCAUGCCACUCGGGGAUCAUGGUGAAGCUCCCGGAGGACCCUGGACUGGACACCGGGCUGGCGUCGGCGUCCAGUGCGUCGGCGUCCUCGUCGUCGCCGGCUGCGGCGUCUCUGAGCAAGGUGUUCAACAACCUGCACCACACAGACGACUACAACCAGGUUUUGAACAACACGGAUCGGUACGAGCUGCCGUUCCAGUUUCAGAUGCUCGACGACGAGUUCGACGAGGACGACGAUAUCCACGUGUACGAAACGCUAGUGAACUCGUACGUGAGCAGGCUCUCGUCGGAUCACUACCCGACGUGCACGUUUCUGCCGCUGCUGCCCAUCUCCCCGAAGGAGCAGAACUACUACAUCACGCCGAAGGACAUUCCGAGAGAGGUGUACAAGUUCUGGCACCGGCUGGCGACGAUGAAGCGGAACAAGGACCGGCUGAUCGGCAAGAACUUUCGACGGUCCUUCCUCAGCCACGACGAGGCGCUCUUUCUACUGGAGUACUUGCGAGAGACGUCCAGAGACGACGCCAGCAUCGACAUCGACAUCGACAUCGGCGCCGACGCUGACGUCAACAGCGCCUACAGCACAGAUCUCGCCGUGAACCCGUCCUUGGACGUGAUCCUGCCCGCCCUGCUCGGCUGGGAGUUGAAGAUCCAGAAGUUUCACCAGGAGAAGUUCCUGCUCUUGAACUGCGAGUGCUGCACCCGUCGCAUCCUGCUCUCCACGUCGAACAUCGACACCGUCCAGGACGUGGAGGAGCUCAGCGCCUGUCCCCAUCGGGCAGAGAUCCCUGUUCGAGAGCAGCCGACUGAGUUCGACGGCAGCAUCCGGCCCUCCUACGGCGCCGGCGGCUUCGCUCUCGGCGACGAAGACGACGACGAGGAGGAAGACAUGAUCGACCUCGAACAGGAGCACGACACCUGGUGCUGCAUGCGCCAGGGCUGGCGGGUGGUUCUCGAGGGCCUCCGCAGCUCUUCCGACGUCGACAUGAACCGUGUCUGCUCCAAGCCGUCGUCCGCGUCGUCGCCAGCACCGUCCCCGGCCUCUUCCGCCUCCUCAGCCGCCACCGACCUCUACAAUACCAGCAUGCGGCAUCUCCGUGCUCUCUGACGAGAGUCAUGCUUCCCAACCCACAAUGUUAAGCAGUCAAACAGCCAAAACUACACAAAACAGCUGACCGCCAAAGCUCACGUGUUUUCUGUGUUUUCUUUUUCUCCUUUUUUUUCGCUCCGUUCUGUUUGUUUUCCUCCUUUU
Molecule: messenger RNA, 1894 nt
Organism: Pichia membranifaciens NRRL Y-2026
Lineage: Eukaryota; Fungi; Ascomycota; Pichiomycetes; Pichiales; Pichiaceae
Exons: 1
Coding region: 125-1750 (541 amino acids)
Cellular component (GO): nucleus
Molecular function (GO): zinc ion binding
Source: RefSeq, a predicted model, not a curated record